Fonsecaea pedrosoi CBS 271.37 is the source of this 984-nucleotide messenger RNA. RefSeq lists its product as uncharacterized. The transcript has 7 exons. The record is from RefSeq and is a predicted model, not a curated record. The coding region runs from base 1 to 984 and encodes 327 amino acids. Lineage: Eukaryota; Fungi; Ascomycota; Eurotiomycetes; Chaetothyriales; Herpotrichiellaceae. Gene Ontology annotation, molecular function: arylformamidase activity.
AUGUUACCGCUUCGCAAAGACCUAGUCCCUCGCAAGGGCCAACCGCCUGGAGCUGCUUGGAUCUGGGGCGAGGAAGACGAGCUCGGGCGGCUCAAUCUCCUUACACCCGAAAGAAUUCUGAAUGCAAUGAAGGAGGCGACACAGGGCCGAGUCGUGAACCUCAAUCUCCCCUUGGACCAGCCCUCUCCACCCAUGUACGGACGGGCCGCCUUUGAGCACAGACUUACGCAGGUUGCGCCUCAUGCCUUUGACGAAGUCUAUGUGGUCAAUCCACAGUCAAGUUCACAGUGGGACGGAUUCCAUCAUUUCUGUCAUGUCCCGUCUGGCUAUUUUUACAACCAGGUGUCCGCCAAAGAUAUAUACAAGGGCGGUCCGAAGCUCGGCGUGCAGGCGUGGGCUACACAUGGCAUCGCCGGCCGCGGUGUGCUGCUCGACUUCGGCAGGUACGCCCAAGCCAACGGUCUUCAAGUCAAAUACUUUGACAACUACAAGAUCUCCCACCAGACCCUGGUCGAGGUGGCAGCCAGUCAAGGCAUGAACCUGAAGCCCGAGAGCAUGGGCGGCGAUAUUCGCGUCGGGGACAUUCUCCUCGUCCGCACGGGAUUCCUGGAGCACGAGUCGUCCUUAAGCGACGAGCAAAAGGCGAAGAUGCACCUCCGGCGGCACGAAUUCACGCCCAACGACGGCCAACGCUACAUCGGGCUCGAGCAGAGCGAAGAAAUGCUCGACUUUCUGCACGAUUCGUACUUUGCCGCCGUGGCCGGAGACCAGCCUGGAUUUGAGGCCAUGCCGUCGGACGCUGGCUUCUACCUGCACGAACACCUCCUGGCGCUCUGGGGCUGUCCGAUCGGCGAACUCUGGGACCUCGACGCUCUUGCCUCCUGCUGCGCGGCCGACAAGAAAUGGACCUUUUUCUUGGCCAGUGCUCCCAACAAUGUCCGAGGCGGUGUUGGUAGUAUGGCCAAUGCGAUCGCCAUACUGUGA